UAGGAUCAGACUCCCAUAGUAUCCUCUCUCUGUGUAUAUUUUUCUCCAUCUCUAUCCCAAACGGGGGAGGGACCUCUCCCAUGGCUGUCCCUGGUUAGAAAGAUGAGACCUCUCCAGCGGAUUCUCCAUCCUCCCUCUGUGUUUUCUCUGCCUCUCUCUCUCUCCCCCAUACACAGGACACAGCAAAGAGAAACACAAACACGACGAAGAGAAGUCUGGAGCAUAUGGAGCUGGUUGUGUCUUCAAUUGCAGGCGACCUGGGUUCACAUGGUCGUCGAGGAGGCCGAUUGUCGACACCUUACCAACUCCAAGAUGCUACUCGAGCUGAAGAUGCUUGCUGAUGCCAUGUACCGAGGCUACCAUGCCCUGGACACCGCCAAGUCUCGAACCCUUCGCAUCUCAAGGGUUGAAGAAGACGAGGUUAGCAGCUCUGAUUCCAUUAAGUCUUUUCGUUCCACACGGAGGACCGCUGCUUCAACUUAUCACAGCCUUCAAAGGGCACUGGAUGGUUUAGAAACCAUGGUUUCUAAUAUGACAGAGUUUGUCUUGCUUCUAGGUGGAUGUGAACGCAUGUUUCGCAGCCCUUAUGACACAUACCUCUAUACUGACCAUUUCAUGUUUGGCCGUCACAUAGAGAAACAACAAGUGAUCAAUAUCUUACUGCAAGAGAAUCCUACUUCUGCUCCAACUGUGCUGCCGAUCAUCGGCACUGGUAGAGUUGGAAAGAAAACUCUGGUCGCACAUGUUUGCAACAACCAAAAAGUCCUGUCACACUUUUCCUCAAUCCUGCACUUGAAUGGAGAGAGCUUCUAUAAAACUGAGAACGAAACAUUCAUCCAGACAGGCCGGACUUUGGUUGUGGUUGAACUCACUUCAGAUGUGGACGAUGAGACUUGGCAAAAGUUUUACUCAUCAACAACAGCACAUAUAGGCAGAGGAAGCAAGAUCAUAAUCAUAACUAAGAUUCAGAGGAUAACUAGGUUCGGGACAGUAAGGCCAGUGUGCUUGAAUAGCUUCUCACCUGAGGAGUAUAGCUAUCUCUUCAAGGUUCUUGCUUUUGGAAGCACAAACCCAGAGGAGCACCCUCAGCUAGCAUCGAUAGCAGAAGACAUAGCAGCAGUACUGGGAGGAUCAAUGAUCACAGCAAACGUAUAUGCUGAUGUGCUUAGGAAAAAUCAAAGUGCUAAAUUUUGGCUUAGUAUCUUGAAGAAGUACAGGUAUGUGGUGCAGAGUAAUUUUUCGGUAUAUGGUGAACACCCAAAGUAUCUUAUGGACAAAGAUCAUCCUAUUGACAUAUCCAACAUUGCAUCAUCACCUACUCCACUUCGCCUCAUGCCUCCUCACAGAGAAGAAGAUGAUUCCAAAAGGAAUUUGCCUAAGGUUAUGUUUGGAGACCUGAUUGCAGGUUCCGCAAUUUUGCCAAGGGAAGAGUUUGAGCUAGUCGCAUGGGAAUCGCGGAUACCACCAUAUAAAAAGUUUCUUAAUGUUGCUAAAUUCUUUGAUGAGAUGAGCUUGCCUCAGCCUGCAGUUUCACCUAGCAAGAAGCGCCGACGAUAGAUUAGUUGACAUUAUAGGAUCGAUGUACUAGUUCUUGCCUCAUCUGUAGUUGUUUGACAUGGCGUUGUAAUUAAAUUAUUACUACUGUAAAGGAAAAAUAGCUAUCUGUGAGUCGUCAGAUCGGAUGAAAUCAAGCUAGUAUUUGCUUCUUUGUUGUUUGA
This is a messenger RNA of Lolium perenne, 1718 nucleotides long. Its product is annotated as disease resistance protein RGA2. Lineage: Eukaryota; Viridiplantae; Streptophyta; Magnoliopsida; Poales; Poaceae. The record is from RefSeq and is a predicted model, not a curated record.